Messenger RNA from Mercurialis annua (annual mercury), 1531 nucleotides. RefSeq lists its product as uncharacterized. Lineage: Eukaryota; Viridiplantae; Streptophyta; Magnoliopsida; Malpighiales; Euphorbiaceae. Gene Ontology annotation, biological process: tRNA pseudouridine synthesis. The transcript is spliced from 11 exons. The coding region runs from base 110 to 1216 and encodes 368 amino acids. The record is from RefSeq and is a predicted model, not a curated record. Gene Ontology annotation, molecular function: RNA binding; pseudouridine synthase activity.
AUGAGGCUAUAUUGGCACCUAGCAAGUCACUAACCCCUAAACCCUCAACAUUGAGCAAGUUACGUUUGGAAGGCGAGAAAACAUAAUCCUGGAAAAUUAAACCCACCAAAUGACAGAAAAUUCGAAACAUAACCCAUCUUUUGAAUCUCCAAAUAGACCUUCAAAGAUCCCAAAAACUCAACAAAAUCCCAUUGAAAACAGCCAAGAAGAAGAAGAAUUAAGCUUUGCUGAUAAAUCAAUGAGCCCCAAUCCAAGACUUCAAAGAUACUUAAUUGCUGUUGAAUACAUUGGCACUAAAUUCUCUGGUUCACAAAACCAGCUUAAUGUCAGAACUGUUGUUGGAGUUCUUGAGGAGGCAUUUUGUAAAUUUAUUGGGCAGCCAGUAUCAAUCUCAUUGUCCAGCAGAACUGAUGCAGGAGUUCAUGCUUUAUCAAAUGUAUGCCAUGUUGAUGUCGAACGCAUAAGCAAGAGGAAGCCAGGUGAAGUGUUACCUCCUCAUGAACCAGCAGUCGUUAGAAGAGCUGUUAACCAUUUCUUACAGAAGAAUGAAGGCGACAUUACGUUGACUGAUGUUCGAUGUGUUCCUUCCGACUUUCAUGCAAGAUUUAAAGCUAAAGAGCGCACGUACUUCUACCGCUUGCUUUCUGGACCCGAGCCUUUGUCUACCUUUGAGAGAGAUCGAGCAUGGCAUGUACCUGAGGACCUAGAUAUUGUUGCUAUGCAGGAAGCAUGCAAAGUUCUUGUUGGGGAUCAUGAUUUCAGCUCAUUCAGGGCAUCUGGUUGUCAGGCGAAAUCGCCAAUCAGAACUUUGGAUGAGCUUUCUGUUUUUGAGGUGUCAGCAACUCCGUAUUUUCCAUCAAUCACAGAGAGGGAGCAAAACUGUGGAAAUGGGGAAGACUCGUGCUGCAACAAAUUUGAUAACCACCUGGCUAUGGAAUCUACUUCCAAUACUAAUAUGGUAAGCGGCUCCAAUGGUGUGAACAAUAUAGGAUUUGGAAUAAGGAGAAAACACCGUUGCUACGUUGUUACAGCACGUGCUCGCGCUUUUCUUUACCACCAGGUUCGACUGCUUGUUGGAGUUCUCAAAUGUGUCGGCACUGGGAAUCUAACAACUUCAGAUGUGAAAAGAAUACUAAAUGCCAAGUCUGUGACUGCUGCAAGCCCCAUGGCUCCUGCUUGUGGUCUCUACCUCGGACAUGUAAAGUAUGAUCUGUGAUAAGCGCCAGCAAAAUUGUGCGAGAGUACCUACUUCAACAAAGUCUCAAUAGCAGCAUUGAUAGAAUUUCUACGAGCAGAGCCCUGACGAGGAGCCAGUGAGUGAGGUCCGCUCCAAACAGAUGUACGACUGUCAGGGAAGAGAGUUUGGCAUAAACUGAGAAGCAUGGGAUUUUCUGGGAACUUAUCAAACAUUUUAGCCUUCUGCUGCCUUUCUCGUGAUUCCUGUGAAAUGAAAUCGCACAUUAUUUGCAGACGUUCUUUUAUGCUGGCUUCAAAUUUAUCUCUAAGAGAAAUAAAAUGCUUGGUUUUUGCA